Messenger RNA from Olea europaea var. sylvestris, 500 nucleotides. Its product is annotated as probable cinnamyl alcohol dehydrogenase 1. The transcript has 4 exons. The annotation marks the transcript as partial. NCBI's taxonomy places the organism in Eukaryota, Viridiplantae, Streptophyta, Magnoliopsida, Lamiales, Oleaceae. The record is from RefSeq and is a predicted model, not a curated record. Gene Ontology annotation, molecular function: oxidoreductase activity, acting on the CH-OH group of donors, NAD or NADP as acceptor; zinc ion binding.
AUGUCUUUGUCUUGUCCGGACCCAUAUCAUUUUGUAUUUUUCAUAUGUAGAUCAGUGAAUAUGACUUCUGGAACUACAAAUGCAAAUGGGGAAUGUCUUGGUUGGGCAGCUAGAGAUCCUUCUGGAAUUCUGUCUCCAUACAAAUUCAGCCGAAGGGCUGUGGGGAGCGAUGAUGUUUCACUAGACAUCGCAUACUGUGGAGUUUGUUAUGCUGAUGUUGUUUGGACCCGGAACAAAAUGGGACAUUCGAAGUAUCCUUUAGUGCCUGGACAUGAGAUUGUUGGGAUCAUUAAAGAGGUUGGUUCGAAUGUUCAGCACUUUAAAGUUGGUGACUGUGUUGGAGUUGGAACUUAUGUUAACUCUUGUAGAGAGUGUCAAUAUUGUGAUGAUGGAUUAGAAAUUCAUUGCUCUAAGGGAGCAGUUUUCACAUUUGAUGGGAUAGAUGUUGAUGGUACGGUCACUAAGGGAGGAUAUUCUAGUUACAUUGUAGUCCAUGAGAG